Spodoptera littoralis (African cotton leafworm) is the source of this 1638-nucleotide messenger RNA. Lineage: Eukaryota; Metazoa; Arthropoda; Insecta; Lepidoptera; Noctuidae. The record is from the annotation of a GenBank genome assembly.
AUGAGCAAAGAAAUUUAUUUCAUUGGCGUGGAUGUGGGCUCUGGGAGCGUACGAGCGGCGUUGGUUGAUGACAAAGGUCAUGUCCUCAAUUCAUGUGUUAAGGAAAUUCAGACAUGGAAACCUAAAGUUGAUUAUUAUGAACAAUCAUCCAAUAAUAUCUGGGAAUGCUGUGUGUUUGUCAUAAAAAAUAUUCUUUCAAAUGUUAAUCCUACAAGUAUUAAAGGCAUUGGGUUUGAUGCCACAUGCUCCUUGGUAGCUUUGGAUAAACAUGGCAAUCCACUCUCUGUUGGCACAAACAACAAUGAACAAAAUAUUAUCAUGUGGAUGGACCACAGAGCACAGACUGAGGCAGAUACGAUAAAUAAAACUAACCAUGAUAUACUGAAAUAUGUUGGUGGAAAAGUGAGUCUUGAAAUGGAAAUGCCGAAAUUACUUUGGUUGAAGAAACAUCUUCCAAAUAAAUGGGAUGACUAUGGAUACUUUUUUGAUCUACCAGAUUUCCUUACAUGGAGAGCUACUGGUUCAUUAAGCCGUUCCCUAUGCUCUUUGGUUUGUAAAUGGAAUUAUGAAUGCUCUAUAGAUGGGAAACAAGGUUGGAAUACAGAAUUCUUACGAGAGAUUGGAUUAGAAGACUUAGCUGCAGAUAACUUUAAGAAGAUUGGAAACAAAGUCCUAAUGCCUGGUGAACUCUGUGGUGGUCUAACAGCCGAGGUAGCCAAUACAUUGGGACUACGGCCUGGUAUUCCAGUUGCUACGUCCAUUAUAGAUGCACAUGCUGGAGGUUUGGGCAUGAUAGGGACCCAUGGUAAGGGAAUAGAUAAGGACAUGUCUUCCCGUCUUGGUCUAAUCUGUGGGACUUCUACAUGUCAUAUGGCUGUGAAUAAGAAGGCUGUUCUCGUUCAAGGGGUGUGGGGACCGUAUUACAGCGCAAUGGUUCCAAGUAUGUGGUUGAAUGAGGCUGGGCAAAGUGCUUCUGGAAUGUUAUUGGACCAUAUAAUAUCAAGUCAUCCUGCUGGCGCUGAACUGCUUAAAGCCAUGUCUCCAGGCGAUACCCGCAACCAUUUGAGGGGUUUACUCUCAAAAAUGGCAAGAUUGGAAGGACAUAAUGAUGUCAGUUAUUUAACAAAAGACAUUCAUGUUUGGCCUGAUUUUCAUGGCAAUCGGUCACCAUUAGCCGACCCUUCAAUGAGAGGAAUGAUCUGUGGACUAUCUAUAGACAACAGUGAAGCUAACUUAGCCUUACUUUACCUAGCCACUAUGCAAGCUCUAUCGUAUGGCACACGACACAUUGUUGAGGCUCUUGUUUUGGCAGGGUACGAGCCAUUUAAAUCUUUGCUUAUUUGUGGCGGUAUUACGAAAGACCCACUCUUCGUCCAGACUCAAGCUGACUGUAUGGGUCUUCCUAUCCUGAAGCCCCAUGAAAAAGAUUCUGUACUAGUUGGCUCUGCUAUACUAGGAGCCUGUGCUUCCCAGCACUUCAAUAAUGUACAGGAUGCUAUAGAAAAUAUGGGUGGAACAGCAGAAGUCAUACAGCCUAAUUUAAGCACAAAAAUAUAUCAUGAUAAGAAAUAUAGAGUCUUUCUAAGAAUGUUCCAAGACCAGCUGAAAUACAAGACUAUUAUGACUUCAAAUCUGUAA